Periophthalmus magnuspinnatus is the source of this 2779-nucleotide messenger RNA. It is a transcript of the gene sinhcaf, whose product is annotated as SIN3-HDAC complex associated factor. The record is from RefSeq and is a predicted model, not a curated record. Bases 181 to 1023 code for a protein of 280 amino acids. The transcript is spliced from 6 exons. Gene Ontology annotation, biological process: negative regulation of cell migration. Lineage: Eukaryota; Metazoa; Chordata; Actinopteri; Gobiiformes; Gobiidae.
ACUGAAAUGGAGGUGUGGAUACAACGCAUGCGCACUUUGUCCACAACUAUUCAGACCCGUCCACAAGCGCCGACAUCAACAAGAGCGACUUACUAAUGCGGGUUGAUUUUCAUAUUAGUCGCAUUGUAUCAACGCGCCAUAAGGAUUCAUACUUUCUUAACUUGACUCCACUAAAGCAAGAUGUUUGGCUUCCACAAGCCGAAGAUGUACAGGAGUCUGGACGGCUGUUGUAUCUGCCGCGCAAAGUCCUCCAGCUCCCGUUUUACUGACAGCAAGCGGUACGAAAAGGACUUCAAGAGUUGCUUCGGGUUGAGUGAGACCCGAUCUGGGGAAAUUUGUAAUGCCUGUGUCCUUUUGGUCAAACGCUGGAAAAAGCUUCCAGUGGGCACCAAAAAGAACUGGAAUCACGUGGUAGAUGCCAGGGGAGGUCCCAGCCUGAAGCUCACAUCACGGCCUAAGAAGAUCAAGUCCAUUUCAAAGAAAGCACGGCCGAGCCAGAUCAGCAGACUGCAGAAAGAGCUCAAGAGGAACAACUCAGAUGCCCACAGCACCACCUCCAGUGCUUCUCCAGCCCAGUCUCCCAGCUACAGUAACCUGUCCGAUGAUGGCUCUGACACAGAGCUGAGUCCGGGCUCAAGUCGCUCUCCAGUUUUCUCCUUCCUGGAUCUAACGUACUGGAAGAGGCAAAAGGUGUGCUGUGGCAUCAUCUACAAGGGCCGCUUUGGGGAGGUACUCAUUGACCCCCAUUUGUUCAAACCAUGCUGCCGCAAAAAGCAGCGCCAACAGCAGCAGCAGCAGAGGCGACCGGAGGAGGAGGAAGAGGAGGAGGAAGAAGAGGAGGAGGACGAGGAGGAGGUGGAGCUGGGCCCGGGCGGAGCACCAGAUGUUGGCAGGCAGAAAUCCCCAGCACACCAGCCAGAGGAGGAGACAGAGAUGCCAGCAUGUGAAGAGUCUGCUCCACGGUGUGUUACCGUGACAACCUCUCCAACCAGGAGCAUGGCUGUCGCCGAGGAAGCUUGGUAAAAAAAAAAAUCCCAACCUCACUUUUUGCACACAUCUCUGAAGAAAUCCCGGAGUGUUGCUUUUUCUCAAGCACUUACUGAAAGAAGUGGCCUCAGAUCGCCUUCAGUUGUCAAGCAGCUCAAAAUACAACGUUUUCUGAAGCUUUUUGUUAUGUCAAAACAGUAACUUAUGGACUAUUCUGUUUUGUUUUGUCAUAUUUUUGUAUAUUGACGGACCAUUUUUGUGGUGUUUUUAAUCAACUUUAGAUACAAUGCUGGAGUUCUACGUUGCUGGUUCAUUUACAGGAUUUUUAUUCCAAAAUGCAAUAAUUCCACUGCGCAUUUGUCAGGGCAGAGAAGCGGUGCUACCUGAAAAUCAUCACAUGUGAUAUCAUUAUUAUUUACAGAAGGAUACACCUAAUGUACUGUAUGCGAAAUUUGUAUUAUUAUUAUUCUGAAGUUACUGUAGUUUUGAUUUUUUGGUUCAGAAAAGGAUAUCUUGGUGGUUAUCUCGUUUUGGAAUGAAUGAUUCUUUUAGACACAGAUCUGUACAGUUGCCCUUGUGUAAGUGUCUAUUUAUCACCAAGUCCAUUCCUAUCAAAGAGCUUGUGUUUUUGUAGACCGGAUAAACGUCUUUGUACAAUAUGUGGGUAUCCGUUUGAAAUAAGGCCUAUUCACAGCUUCAACAGCAAAUACACCAGCCUUAAUAAUAAUGUGUUACGGACAGUGCUAGUGUUAAUUCUGGAUUGGUAUUAAGGAACAAAAGGGACAGUAGCUCCAAUUAUUGUGGCCUCAGCGACACAGUGCAUUUUGCAUGAAUGGCAAGCCCGCUCAUCCAAAAGACCGAACGAUCUGAUGCAUGAGUACAAAAUUGCAUGGCCUUAUAUAAGCUGUAAAUUUAACUUUUUAUUUUUGUCUUCUUUUUAAAUCAAGUUUGAAAUUUUAACUUAUUUUUGUAUAUAAACUGAAAAAAAUUGAAAAAAAAUUUUUGCAUAUUACAAUACCACAAAAUACCACAGCAAAACCCACCACCGGUCUAUAGUCAUUCAGCAAUAUCCGUAUCAGUGCUUAGUAUCAUUUACGGUGAAAGACUUUAUAGCAUUAUUUGCAUACCCGUGAAAUUUACCAUAGCCUCUUAUAUACCACAAAUGUGUUGUGAUAUAUAGUCGAAUAUUACUUUAUUUAUCUAAUAAAAGCCAAAGCACAUUCAAGUCACUCAUGUAAACUCAGUGCAGGUUUCUAUGGACACUUGGUCAUUUCUAUGUACGUUUAUGGUAUUCCAAUGAACACUAAAAUACAUGUGAUAUUGUCAGGAGCAGUGGGUGUGUUCUGUACAUAAGGGGUGGGGUCAACUCUUAAAUGUUUCUUUCAUUAUUUAUUUAUUUUAUAUUUAUUUGUAUUACCAUAUUCCUGCUUAGAGUUUAGACCUGUAGUGUGGCUUUUAAAUACAUCAGAAAUUGAAUGUAAUUCUUGCACAGACUUUUUAACUUUGUGUAGAAUUACUGGGUGUCAAUAUUUGUGAAUUGUGGUUGUAUUUAUUUACUGCUUAACCUUAAUCCUAACUUAUUCAGUUCCAACACUUUGAUCUGUAUUGUUAUAAAUUACAGCAACCAAACUGUACUUUUGCCUCGUAGCUUGUAGCGUAAUAUAUUACCAACUUGUAGAAUACAACUUUAGACGUGCAUGUUCUGUACUGCUAUGCAUUUACUUAGCUUACAAGUUAGACAAAGCUGUUUUGUAUUUUUUAUACUUCAUGUAAUUUUUUACUUGUCCCUUAA